AUGACGAAAGAAGAAGGGGUCGGAUAUCAAGCCGCAGCUCCUGCGCCUGUUGGCAACGGGCCUCCAAACGGUGGCCUUCGAGCAUGGCUCGUGGUGCUGGGAGCCUGGUGCACCUCUUUUUGCAGUUUUGGAUGGAUCAACAGUGUUGGCGUGUUCCAGGACUACUACGAGGCUACGAUUCUCAAAGAGUACUCGGCUAGUACUGUUUCGUGGAUCCCCUCGUUGCAAAUCUUCUUCAUGAUGGCCUUGGGUCCGGUAAUUGGUCUCAUCUACGACAAGUACGGCCCUCGUUGGCUCAUCAUUGGCGGGACGUUUCUUCACGUCUUUGGCUUGAUGAUGACGUCCAUCUCUACUGAGUACUACCAGCUCCUCCUCUCUCAGGGUGUCUGCAGUGCCAUUGGCGUCUCUGCCAUCUUCCAGCCAGCCCUCAACAGCAUCGCGACAUGGUUCACCACGAAACGCGGCGCCGCCUACGGACUUCUGGCUACCGGCUCGAGCUUGGGAGGCGUGAUUUUCCCCAUCAUGGUCAGCCGCCUCAUCGACGAGGUCGGCUUCGGCUGGUCCAUGCGAAUCUCGGCCUUCUUGAUCCUCGUUCUGCUCAUUGUCGCCAUCAUCACGGUUGAAACGCACAACCCGCCAAAGUUUCAGCCCAUCACCUUGAAACGGAUGCUUACUCCCUUUACCGAGUUCCAGUUCUUCUGUCUUUCUGUGGGGCUGCUGCUGUUUACCUUUGGGCAAUAUGUCCCGAUCGAUUACAUCUCCGUCGAGGCUGCCGAAGCCGGCAUGGACCCUAAUCUGGUGCAAUACCUGAUUCCCAUCUUGAACGCCGGAAGUUUGUUCGGCCGUGUCUUCUCCGGCCUUGCUGGCGACAAAUGGGGUCGAUAUAACAUCUUUGUCUCCGUCUGCUAUCUGGCUGGCAUAUUUAUCCUGGGUCUCUGGAUCCCCGCAGCGACAACCGGUGCCCGAAUUGCCUUUGCCACCCUUUACGGCUUCUUCUCGGGAGCCUAUGUUGCCUUGAUCGCCGCCCUUGUCGUGCAAAUAUCGCAUCCAGCCGAGAUUGGCUUCCGCACCGGUCUGAUCUUCUUGGCUUCCUCUGUCGGUGGCCUUACGGCGAAUCCCAUCUCAGGCGCCAUUCUUGAGGAACCUAUAGGAUGGGUGGGGCCAAAGGUCUUUGCAGGCGUCUUUUGUAUUGUCGGGACGACGUUUGUUUUGGCGGCGAGGAUCCACAGGACGGGAUGGAAAUUGAGAGUUGUCUUUUGA
Messenger RNA from Trichoderma citrinoviride, 1260 nucleotides. RefSeq names its product MFS general substrate transporter. Lineage: Eukaryota; Fungi; Ascomycota; Sordariomycetes; Hypocreales; Hypocreaceae. The record is from RefSeq and is a predicted model, not a curated record. Gene Ontology annotation, biological process: transmembrane transport. Gene Ontology annotation, molecular function: transmembrane transporter activity. The transcript is spliced from 4 exons. Gene Ontology annotation, cellular component: fungal-type vacuole membrane. Bases 1 to 1260 code for a protein of 419 amino acids.